Leucoraja erinaceus (little skate) is the source of this 2709-nucleotide messenger RNA. It is a transcript of the gene rabgef1, whose product is annotated as RAB guanine nucleotide exchange factor (GEF) 1. Gene Ontology annotation, molecular function: small GTPase binding; DNA binding; zinc ion binding. The record is from RefSeq and is a predicted model, not a curated record. Gene Ontology annotation, cellular component: cytosol; endocytic vesicle. The transcript has 11 exons. Bases 226 to 1701 code for a protein of 491 amino acids. Lineage: Eukaryota; Metazoa; Chordata; Chondrichthyes; Rajiformes; Rajidae. Gene Ontology annotation, biological process: vesicle-mediated transport.
CGGCAGUUGAAGGAGACGGGACGAGACGAGACAGCGGGGGGUCGAUCGAUUGAUCGAUCUGAUCUGACGGCCGAGGUGCGAGCGGACGGGACGGGACGGGCCGGGCGCGGCGAGUUCUCCAGGCAGAAGAUACAAAAGCUUGAAAGCACGCACCACCAGAUUUGGAACAGCUCCUUCCCUGCUGUUAUCACACUAUUGAAUGGACCUCUCAUAAACUGAAGAAAAAUGAGUUUGAAAUCGGAGCGUAGAGGAAUCCAUGUGGACCAAUCAGAGCUACUAUGUAAGAAAGGUUGUGGUUACUAUGGAAAUCCUGCCUGGCAAGGAUUCUGUUCCAAGUGCUGGAGAGAAGAGUACAGUAAAGCGAGACAGCGCCAAAUACAAGAAGAUUGGGAGCUUGCAGAACGUUUACAGCGGGAGGAAGAAGCUGCAUACGCCAGCAGUCAGGGGGCUCCGUCGCUAACUUUCUCUAAGUUUGAGGAGAAAAAAACAAAUGAGACUAAAAGGAAAGUCCAGACUGUCAAAAAGUUCUUCAGCCCCUCAUCCAGGGCUGCACCAAAAAAAGCAGACAGCCAGGAAGUCAAAGCCUCAAGUCCCUCCAUAAAUAGGCAGGCCAGCCUUGAGACAGAACGAGCUUCCAAGGACUUUAUUGACUUCCUCAAGGGCUUCCGCAGGCCUGGGCAAGAUAUACUGAAACAAUGUAGGGGAUUUAUUGAAGCUAUGCAGCAUAAAAAGGAAUUGAACAUUGAGGAGCAGUCGGAGUAUGUCCAGGACUUCUAUCAAAACAUGGUCGACCGAUUGCAGUCACACUCCAGUUUUAAAGGUUCUCCUGAAGGGAUAGAAAAGAUCAUGGACCAGAUUGAAAACUAUAUCAUGACACGACUCUACAAAACUGUGUUUUGCCCAGAGACUACUGACGACGAGAAGAAAGAUCUUGCAGUUCAGAAACGAAUUCGGGCAUUGCAUUGGGUGACACUUGAAAUGCUGUGUGUUCCAGUAAAUGAGGAAAUCCAUGAGGUUUACGAAUUAGUUGUCAGAGCAAUCACUGCUGUAAUUGAAAUGGAUUCAAGGCGUGUUCCACGUGAAAAGUUGACCUGCAUCACUAAAUGCAGCAAACAGAUUUUCAAUGCCAUAAAGAUCACAAAGAAUGAACCUGCUUCUGCAGAUGACUUCCUACCCACACUAAUCUACAUUGUGUUAAAGGCGAAUCCUCCUCGCUUACAGUCAAACAUCCAGUAUAUUACACGAUUCUGCAAUCCAAGCCGACUGAUGACUGGUGAAGAUGGGUAUUACUUCACAAAUUUAUGUUGUGCAGUUGCCUUCAUUGAAAAGCUGGAUGCUCAGUCUUUGAAUUUAACGGAAGAAGACUUUGAUCGUUACAUGUCUGGCCAAUCAUCACCUAAGAAGCAUGACUCUGAGGAAUGGUCUCCUGAAGAGUGCGCAGGAAUGAAACAAAUGUACAAGAACUUAAAUCUUAUUUCACAGUUGAAUGAUAGGCAGCAAAGAAUAAUUUCAACGGCCAAGCAGCUUGAAAAAGACUUAAUUGACUGGAGCGAAGGUGUGACCAAAGAGGUUGAAGAUAUUAUUGAGAAAUACCCACUUGAUAUCAAACCCAAGGGCCAGUCAGUGGUGGCAAUUGAUUCUGACAAUGUAGAGAACGACAAGCUUCCGCCACCAAUCCAGCCGCAGAUGUUUCUUGGCUGAAAGAAUUAAAACUCUUAAAGACGAGCAAACUCUGUGUUAAGAAUUUUGGAGCGAAUUAAUAAUUUUGGUUUUGGCUACCUUUGAUUUCACAAGAAAGAAAUAAUUUAUCAUAAACCCAUGUUGCUGGGCAUAUUUCCCCUCAGUGGAACGACAUUUAAAGCUUUCAAUGACUUGAGAUUGAGUUUAAUUUUAGUGGAAAGGAGGUAGAAAGGUAAGCAUUAGGUCACUUAAAAAGGUCACAAAUGGUCACAAAAAAUGAUGGGAAGAUGCCUCUUCUACAUUAAUACAGAACUGGAGACGCCUGCAAUUGUAACACUCACUUUUUCACCUGUGCGAAUCAAUCAGGAGGUAUUGAAACAAAUUGCAAUGGUUAGAAUUAUUUAAACUUGCUGGCAUGUCAGCUAAUGUUUUAACAAGACUGCAAUACUCUCUUCCGGUGAGCUAAUAUACUGCAUGUAUUGAACAGAGAGUAGAUAGCACAGAGGGAACCAGGAAAUGUUUACAUUCACAAUUUGGCCUCUGGUUCAUCCAACACUCCAAAGUGAAGUUGACUUAGUUGUUCAAUGGCUUGAAUGAGGAGAUUGAAAACAAAUUAAUUCCUCGGUUUAUCAAAGAAGAAUCUUUAAAAACUGGUAAACUGGUACAAUUGAAGUUUGUAUUGUUUCUGCGGAUUUUUAUUGUAUAGUAAAAGUCAAUGAUGUGAAUAGGAAUAUCUUGUCAUCAUAUUGAACAUGCUCUUUAUUUUAAUUACACCUUGUAUAAGUGUAGCUGCAUUAACCGUAUGACUCUGUGGUGAAUUCACUUUUGGUGUCUAAAUGAGUUUUGAAUGAUUAAGCAAUGACAUUUGCUUAAAUGAUUAUAUACUACAGACUGCACUUUGAUUUUAAUAUGUAUAAUAACUUUGGUUUUAUGUAAUUGUGGAAAUGUUGGGUACAAUGUAAUCUUUGGAUCCUGUUCAAAAUAAUAUGGCAUUUCCUGAGCAAAAUAUUAAAAGAUGUUUGAGAAAUG